This is a messenger RNA of Mizuhopecten yessoensis (Yesso scallop), 2404 nucleotides long. Its product is annotated as actin-3-like. The coding region runs from base 82 to 1212 and encodes 376 amino acids. The transcript is spliced from 2 exons. The record is from RefSeq and is a predicted model, not a curated record. NCBI's taxonomy places the organism in Eukaryota, Metazoa, Mollusca, Bivalvia, Pectinida, Pectinidae.
AACCUGUUCGUUCACUAGUGUCCUAGACCGCGGAGAAGUAACAUCCUAUUAUUAUACCUACACACAAGCUAAACAACAAACAUGGCUGAUGAUGAUGUUGUCGCUUUAGUUGUGGACAAUGGGUCCGGAAUGUGUAAGGCUGGAUUUGCCGGUGAUGAUGCUCCACGUGCUGUAUUCCCCUCCAUUGUCGGAAGGCCAAGACAUCAGGGAGUGAUGGUUGGUAUGGGACAGAAGGACAGCUAUGUCGGUGAUGAGGCCCAGAGCAAGAGAGGUAUCCUUACCCUCAAGUACCCUAUCGAACACGGAAUCGUCACAAACUGGGACGACAUGGAGAAGAUCUGGCAUCACACCUUCUACAACGAGCUCCGUGUGGCUCCAGAGGAACACCCUGUCCUCCUGACAGAGGCCCCCCUCAACCCCAAAGCCAACAGGGAAAAGAUGACACAGAUCAUGUUCGAGACCUUCAACUCCCCCGCCAUGUAUGUAGCCAUCCAGGCUGUGUUGUCCCUGUACGCCUCAGGUCGUACUACCGGUAUUGUGUUGGAUUCUGGGGAUGGUGUGUCCCACACAGUCCCAAUCUACGAAGGUUAUGCGCUUCCCCACGCCAUUAUGAGAUUGGAUCUUGCCGGACGUGAUCUUACAGACUACCUCAUGAAAAUUCUCACAGAGCGUGGUUACUCAUUCACAACCACCGCCGAGAGAGAAAUCGUCAGAGACAUUAAGGAGAAGUUGGCUUAUGUUGCCCUUGACUUUGAACAGGAAAUGUCCACAGCAGCUUCCUCCUCAUCUCUGGAGAAGAGCUACGAACUUCCCGACGGCCAGGUCAUCACCAUUGGCAACGAGAGGUUCAGGUGCCCCGAGGCUCUGUUCCAGCCAUCAUUCUUGGGAAUGGAAUGCUCAGGAAUUCACGAGACCACAUACAACAGCAUCAUGAAGUGUGAUGUAGACAUCAGGAAAGAUCUGUACGCGAACAUCGUUAUGUCCGGUGGUACCACCAUGUACCCUGGUAUCGCUGACCGUAUGCAGAAGGAAAUCACCUCUUUGGCUCCCAGCACCAUGAAAAUCAAGGUCAUUGCUCCACCAGAGAGGAAAUACUCCGUCUGGAUCGGUGGCUCCAUCUUGGCUUCUCUGUCCACCUUCCAACAGAUGUGGAUCAGCAAACAGGAAUACGACGAGUCUGGCCCCUCCAUUGUCCACAGGAAAUGCUUCUAAAAGAUGCAUGUGACUUUAUUAUUACUGAAUAGAUAAUAUACAAUUUGUGCAAUAAAAUCUGUCACAUCUUUCUGAUGUGAAACGGAUGCAAUAAAAUCUCAGGCGUCAAGUAACUUCAGACAUUUUGCACGGGACAUGUUGGCCAUGUUGCGGGGCACGUGAGUCGCGGUGUACAUGUCACAUGAGGCUUGGUGUACGGGACACAUGGAUAACGAUGCUUGUGUCGCGUCGUUGAUUGUGAUAUGGGACUCUAGUAUAUCAAAGAAAUUGUUUAUGACUCUUGUGAUUUGUUAAAGUUCAAUUUUUUAUUUAAAGAUUAAAUUAUUCUUUGUUAGUACUUUGUUGAACAAUAGUUUUUUACCAAAUAAAUCUAUAUACAUUUUCGUUCUUGGUUUGCUCUGGUUUCUUAAAAUCAAACCGAAUUACAAAUCGUAUACUUUUGAUUUUCGUUAGAGUUAUUUCCCUUGCAAUGUCAGAACACUGUACUCACGACUAGUUUUCAAAAACUAAGUUUCAUUUUAAAGAAAAUAUGAUUUAAUUCCCAAAUAUAAAGUAACCUUUCACUAGCAUGCCUUUUAUAACGAUCAUCAUUUCGGGUACCGCUAUUAUGUACCUCUAAUUCGCUUUUCGCUAAUGAAAUAUUUAGAGUUUGAAAUUGGAAGUUCUGAUGUCAUCAGUUUUAUUUAUUCAUUGCAAAAACAAAAUGAUAGUUCCUUCUGACGACAACAAAUAAACGGUAAGCUAGCUACUGUUUUUAUACAUACAGUGACGUUAAAUAUCCCGCCCUAAUUGAAGGAUACAAUGGCCAAACAUUCAAUAAAUAGAUGUCAGUACGGUAAUAUAUAAAUAUAAAUCUAUGUAAAUUAUGGUUCAUUUACAUACAUUCUGAUCCAUUUUAAUCAUGUGUAACAUGUCUAGCAAAACUUAGUCUGCUACGAUUGAACAUAAAAUAUAAUUUAAAAUAUCAUACUAUGUGCAAAAAAGUUAGAUAACUUAGGUUUUAUUUAUAGCAUCUGUCGUCAUGUUAUUGAGAGAAAAAUGCAAACUACUGGGUUUUAAAACUAUAAAAACCAAUGUAUAAAAGAGCACACUGACCAGUCUUGAGACAAUCAACAACUGUAAGAUUUCUUUACCGUCAAAAUCUUAUUUGUGAACGAAGAUGUGAACGAAAUAAAAAUGAAAUUGAAGAUGA